Molecule: messenger RNA, 1123 nt
Organism: Biomphalaria glabrata
Lineage: Eukaryota; Metazoa; Mollusca; Gastropoda; Planorbidae
Product: trypsin-like
Exons: 6
Coding region: 102-908 (268 amino acids)
Biological process (GO): proteolysis
Molecular function (GO): serine-type endopeptidase activity
Source: RefSeq, a predicted model, not a curated record
UAUAUAAGUUCAAGUCUUUGUUCUGAUGUGCAGUGUUCGGUUAAAUAUUGUCAUUUAUUCAAAACAGUUUUUUUCUAAUAACAUCUCAACAGCUCAAGAAGAUGCUGCUAAAACUGUUCUUGUGUUUGCUAGGUGUUGGCCUGUGUGCCAGCCAGAAAGAAGUCAAUAUCGAGUCGCGUAUAAUUAAUGGCAAGGAUGGUAAUAAAUGUGAAUUCCCUUGGAUGGCCUUCAUCAAAAAUUAUGGACAAAACAUUGGAUGCGGGGGCUUUAUGAUUGACAACACCCAUAUUAUGACCGCUGCCCACUGUGUGGUUGUCACUAACAAAACGUCGAAAGUUUCCAGCGCGGAACCAAGUGCCAACCUUUAUGUAUAUGUUGGGUCCUCGGAUCUAGGAAAGAUGACAAAAUUUCUAGUUAAAACGGUCACACCUCACGAAAUGUACAAUUUUAUAACAACAGAAAACGAUAUUGCCAUACUGACUCUGGCAUCGCCAAUUACUUUUAAUGACUGCACUAAACCGAUACCUUUGGUAAAUGCCACCACAAAAUUGUUAGACGAAGAUUGCAAAGUCAUGGGCUGGGGAGCUACUACAGAUUCCGAAAAAGAUGCAGGUCCUUCCACUCUCAAGUAUGCAACGGUGUUCAUUCAUAACGAAUAUAAAUGCCAAGAUUUAUUUAGGAAUAAACUUCCUAAUCUACCAUCAUCUAUUUUCUGCGCCAAAGGAAGAGGUGGUUCAGACGUUUGCCGUGGUGACUCUGGUGGACCACUGGUCUGUAAAAAGUAUACCGCUAAAGAAUACUUUGUUCAUGGCAUUGUGUCGAGCAACCUCGGUUGUAACAGCCAGACUGGCUUCUACAUGAAAGUUGCCUUUUUCAUUCCAUGGAUCCAGAGCAAAAUCGCCAAAUGAAAACAAUGAAAAAAAUCAACAACAAAUGUUUACAUCAUCGGAUAUAUAUUUUUAAUUUAACGAAAUAUAUAAAUUUAAUUUGAUAGGCGAAAUAUGUCAACAACUUUAAAGUAACCUGAGAUUCUAAAGAACAUUUUUUUUUUACAUUAAAAAAUGUUUAAAGAAGGCGCUCUAAAAAAUUCUUUAUUAAAGUAAGAUUAAACCAUUAAACUCAA